This is a messenger RNA of Vitis riparia (riverbank grape), 2100 nucleotides long. Its product is annotated as rhamnogalacturonate lyase-like. The record is from RefSeq and is a predicted model, not a curated record. Lineage: Eukaryota; Viridiplantae; Streptophyta; Magnoliopsida; Vitales; Vitaceae. Gene Ontology annotation, molecular function: carbohydrate binding; catalytic activity. Gene Ontology annotation, biological process: carbohydrate metabolic process. The transcript has 15 exons. Bases 149 to 2047 code for a protein of 632 amino acids.
AGUAUAGGAAUCUCCAGUCAGUUCUCAUAGUUACCAACGACCAGUUGUCCUUCAAACAAUCCCCCUUCAACCUCACUGCUCAUCUCCUAUGUAGCAUGCUCAGAGAGAAGAACAAGAAAAGAUAGGCAAAUACUGUCAAUCUUCUGUUAUGGCAAAGAUCCUGAGCUUAAGCUCCCAAGGCUCCUAUGUCAUGCUGGACAAUGGGUUGGUGAAACUCACAAUACUGAGGCCACAAGGAUUCUUGACUGGCAUCAAGUAUGGAGGAAUGGACAAUCUUUUAGACCUCAAGUCAAGUGAAACUAACAGAGGGUAUUGGGACAUCAACUGGAGCUUGCCUGGAGGCCAGGACAGAUACCAAUUAAUCAAAGGGGAUGACUAUAGUGUUGUUCAUUCCAGUAAUGAGAGUAUAGAGGUUUCAUUCAGGAGUACUUAUGAUCCAUCCACUUCAGGCAUCAGACUGCCACUCAGUAUUGACUUGAGGUAUAUACUGAGGGCUGGUGUUUCAGGCUUCUACUGCUAUGCAAUAUAUGAGUUACCCCCAGGAUGCCGCGCUUUUGACGUUGCUCAGACAAGGAUGGUGUUCAAGUUGAGACAAGAAAGGUUCCACUACAUGGCCAUCUCAGAUGAGAAGCAGAGGGUAAUGCCCAUGCCAGAGGAUCUUCUUCAGAACAGAGGCAAAAAGCUGAUUGUACCUGAAUCAGUUCUGCUUGUGAACCCCAUUAAUCCGCAUCUCAAAGGCGAGGUUGAUGAUAAGUACCAGUACUCCAUGGACAACAAGGAUGGAGGAGUCCAUGGCUGGAUAAGUUCUAGCCCUGUUGUUGGAUUCUGGGUCAUCUUCCCCAGCCAUGAGUUUCGUAACGGGGGGCCUACCAAGCAAAACCUCACUGUCCACACUGGUCCUGCUUGCCUUGCUAUGUUCCAUGGAACUCAUUAUAUUGGAGAGGAUAUAAUGGCUCAUUUCAAAGACGGGGAGACAUGGAGGAAGGUCUUUGGCCCCUUCUUCGUAUACCUUAAUUCUACCCCAAAUAUAUCAAAUGCAUACAACUUAUGGCUAGAUGCUAAGAAACAGAGGCUGUUGGAGGAGGCAGCAUGGCCGUAUGAUUUUGUCUCAUCACCCUAUUACUUUACUUCUAAAGAACGCGGUUCAGUUUCAGGGAGACUGCUGGUCCAAGACAGGUUUGUUUCUAGUUCUCUUGUCCCUGCUAAGUAUGGAUAUGUUGGUCUAUCAGUUGCAACAACUGAAGGAUCCUGGCAAACAGAAAGCAAGGGUUAUCAAUUCUGGGUGCAAACCGAUUUGAAUGGAAACUUCACCAUCAAGAAUGUUAUCCCAGGAGCUUAUGGACUUCAUGGCUGGGUUCCCGGUUUCAUUGGUGAUUACCUUGAUAAUGCACGCAUUUCUGUCUCCUCAGGGUCACAGAAACAACUUGGCAAUUUGACCUAUGUUCCCAUCAGAGAUGGUCCAACUGUAUGGCAGAUCGGAUUCCCAGAUCGCACAACUAUUGGUUUCUAUGUUCCUGAUGUGAAUCCAAUGUAUGCCAACAAGUUAUUUCUGAACAGCCCUGAGAAGUUCAGGCAGUAUGGCUUGUGGGACAGAUACACUGAUCUAAACCCCAAAUCUGAUCAAGUUUUCACAAUAGGCGUCAGUGAUCCAAAGAAAGACUGGUUCUUUGCUCAUGUAGACAGGAGAGGAGAAGAUAAUAAGUAUCUUCCAACACAAUGGGAAAUCAAGUUUAAUCUUGAUUCAGUAACCAGUGGGAUUUACAAGCUGAGGUUGGCCAUGGCAUCAGCAACCCGCACUGAUCUUCAGGUCCACAUCAAUGACAUGGAUGUGAAGCAUCUAGUGUUCCAGGUGCAGAACUUAGGAAUGGACAACACAGUUUGUCGACAUGGAAUUCAUGGACUGUACCGGCUUUACAGCAUUGAUAUUUCUUCGUCUUUGUUGGUUAAGGGGGACAACUCCUUAUUUCUCACACAGGCCAGGGGAGGAGAUGCAAUUUGUGGAGUCCUCUAUGAUUAUCUUAGGCUAGAAGCUCCUGCAAGUUCAUAGAUAAUUCGAGUAGUGACAAAAAAAUAAAAACAUGGCAUUAAAGUUCAGUUCAA